Molecule: messenger RNA, 2668 nt
Organism: Piliocolobus tephrosceles (Ugandan red Colobus)
Lineage: Eukaryota; Metazoa; Chordata; Mammalia; Primates; Cercopithecidae
Gene: DEUP1
Product: deuterosome assembly protein 1
Exons: 14
Coding region: 101-1912 (603 amino acids)
Biological process (GO): centriole replication; de novo centriole assembly involved in multi-ciliated epithelial cell differentiation
Cellular component (GO): deuterosome; centriole
Source: RefSeq, a predicted model, not a curated record
UACGCGGUCCUGCGCCCCCGGCCGCAGACCUCUCGGGCGAGCGCCGCGCAGCGCAGAUUAAAAAUCAAGAAAUAUAAACCAGAUGUAGCAGUUUCUUGACAUGGAGAACCAAGCCCAUAAUACAAUGGGAACUUCUCCUUGUGAGGCUGAGCUUCAGGAAUUAAUGGAACAAAUUGACAUCAUGGUAAGCAACAAAAAAAUGGACUGGGAAAGAAAGAUGCGGGCUUUGGAGACACGAUUAGAUCUUCGGGAUCAAGAAUUGGCAAAUGCACAAACUUGUUUGGAUCAGAAAGGUCAAGAGGUAGGGUUGCUUCGACAGAAAUUGGACAGUCUGGAAAAAUGUAAUUUAGCAAUGACUCAGAAUUAUGAAGGACAACUACAAAGCCUAAAGGCUCAAUUUUCCAAACUAACAAAUAGCUUUGAAAAACUGAGAUUACAUCAGAUGAAACAAAACAAAGUUCCACGAAAAGAAUUACCACACCUUAAAGAAGAAUUACCCUUUGAACUGAGCAAUUUGAACCAGAAAUUAGAGGAAUUUAGAGCGAAGUCAAGAGAAUGGGACAAGCAAGAGAUACUAUAUCAGACUCAUCUCAUUUCUUUAGAUGCUCAACAAAAAUUAUUAUCUGAGAAGUGUAAUCAGUUUCAGAAACAGGCACAAAGUUACCAAACUCAACUAAAUGGUAAAAAACAGUGCUUAGAAGACAGCAGCUCUGAAAUUCCUCGUUUGAUAUGUGACCCAGAUCCCAAUAGUGAAAUCAGUGAAAGAGAUGAGUUCAUUAUUGAAAAACUAAAAUCAGCUGUAAGUGAGAUAGCACUAAGCAGGAAUAAAUUACAAGAUGAAAAUCAGAAGCUCUUGCAAGAACUGAAAAUGUACCAAAGACAGUGCCAGGCCAUGGAAGCAGGUCUCUCAGAGGUAAAAAGUGAGUUACAGUCACGUGAUGAUCUCUUGAGAAUUAUAGAAAUGGAACGAUUGCAAUUACACAGAGAAUUAUUAAAAAUAGGAGAGUGCCAGAAUGCUCAAGGAAAUAAAAAAAGACUUGAAUCAUCUCAUUUGCCUUCUAUUAAAGAACCAGAAAGGAAAAGAAAAGAGCUGUUUUCAGUGAUGCAAGAUCAACCAAAUCAUGAAAAAGAAUUGAACAAGAUAAGAAGCCAACUCCAACAGGAGGAAGAGUACCAUAACUCUGAGCAGGAAAGAAUGAGGAAUGAAAUCUCUGACCUAACAGAAGAGCUUCAUCAGAAGGAGAUCACUAUAGCAACUGUCACGAAGAAAGCUGCCCUUCUGGAAAAACAGUUAAAAAUGGAAUUAGAAAUAAAAGAAAAAAUGUUAGCAAAAGAACAGGUCUCAGAUAUGAAAUAUAAAGCUGUCAGAACUGAAAACACACAUCUAAAAGGAAUGAUGGGAGAUUUAGACCCUGGACGAUACAUGAGUAUGGACUUCACUAACAGGGAACAUUCAAGGCAUACAUCUAUUAAUAAACUGGAAUAUGAGAAUGAAAGGCUCCGAAAUGAUCUUGCAAAACUUCGUGUCAAUGGAAAAUCAACACGGACUAAUCAAAACACCUAUGAAGAAACAGGAAGAUAUGCCUAUCAAAGCCAAAUAAAAGUGGAAAAAAAUGAAGAGAGACUUAGUCAUGAUUGUGAGCCAAAUAGAAGUACAUCUCCCUUGCCACCUUUGACAUUUCAAACCAAAGAAAUGACAAGUCCUUUGGUUAGUGAUGAUGAUGUAUUCCCACUGUCUCCCCCAGAUAUGUCCUUCCCAGCAUCUUUGGCUGCACAGCAUUUCCUUCUGGAAGAAGAGAAACGAGCAAAAGAACUUGAAAAACUUCUAAAUACACAUAUUGAUGAACUGCAAAGACACACAGAAUUUACUCUUAAUAAAUACUCCAAGCUAAAACAAAAUAGACACAUAUGAGCUUUUAAACUUUUUUAUUUGCUUCCCCCCCCCCCCCACCAAGAAAAAAAGCUCUGGUAAAAUAUUUACAAAGCUAAUUAAUGAAAUCAAGAAAUUCUGUUCUGUUUCCUUGAGUAAAUAAUUUUGGUAAGGCAGCUAGAAAAUAGUAAGUAUUUUGUUCGAUAAAGCUGUUUGCAUUUCUGCAUUAACAUGCUAAAUUGUCCUGCUGUAGAGUUACUAUAAAAUAAACAUGACUAUUCCAAAAGAGAUUUUUUUUUUCCAGUCUAAGGAAUAUGUUGGAAUUAAAUAUGCAGUUUUUUCCCCACUUGAAUCAUGUAUACUGAAAACCCAUUUCCUCAGCAGCUACACAAAAUAAGGGAAAGGGAAGUGCUAUAUUCCAGAUACAAAGCACUCAAAGGCAGCUCAGUUGUACUGGUUUUGAAAACUCAAGGAUUUUAUAAAUAAAAAUAUUUAAGUAUUUCCAGUUAUGUAAACACUCUAAAAUUCUACAAUUUUUUGGAAAAAAAAAAAAAAAGCUAUAGCUUUACUGUUUUUACAUUCACCUUUAUAAUGUCUGUCUGUUUCAACACAAUGAAGGUACAUGGAAUGUGCAAUUUACAAACCAAAAAUAUAUGUGCCAAAAAUUAAUGCUUUUUUGUUAGUACUAAUUACUUCAUGGACACGAACAAGAUAAAGGAAAUAUGAAGCAUUACUGUUGCUACAUUUUUCUUUGUAAUCACCUCUGUUUUUAAUGCAAUGAAGGAAUGUAAAAUUCAA